Messenger RNA from Pecten maximus, 5071 nucleotides. Its product is annotated as kelch-like ECH-associated protein 1B. Lineage: Eukaryota; Metazoa; Mollusca; Bivalvia; Pectinida; Pectinidae. Gene Ontology annotation, molecular function: protein binding. The record is from RefSeq and is a predicted model, not a curated record. The transcript has 5 exons. Bases 676 to 2451 code for a protein of 591 amino acids.
UGUAUACACAUAGGUACAUGACGUAGGUAAAAUACCAACCCACUCUCUCUGGACAGCUCUAUACAGCAGCACGCAAAACAUGCUAGUACAUACUAGUACAUAUGAUGAUUCCAGAGCUUUGAGAGAAUGGUCCUGAGAUUAGUGGAAUUCUAAAACAAUACCCUUGUGUAGGAGGAAAUUAGUGGAGACACUGUUCACUGACAGAUUGUGUGAGGAGUUAAUAUGGAUCACAUGUCUUGUUUGACAUAAUUACUGUGUUAGGACUGUCACAUUGACGUACACUCCAGGCUUACUCCCCAGAUUCAUGGAUUACAUACAAACUUCUGUUUAUUCUUAAAUUGGAGAAAAAUGAAGUGGAUCAACAAAUUAUUGAUUUUUUCUCCCUGUUUUUUGUGAUGGAAACUGAAGACGCUGUAAUCAUUUGUAGCAAUAGAUUCAGCAUUUAUGGAGCCUCUCCUUUGCUGAAAUGUGAAAACAUUUGAUUAUUAGUGUUAUCUAGGUUUCUUUAGCCAAAUUCUUCCCUGAAAUACAAUGGCUUUAUGUAAAGAAAUUUGUUCAGAUACACCCAGGAUGAUAAUGUACUGGGUACAACAGUACAUAUGUCUUACAACACUCAAACAUCAGAACUGACGUUCCUAGGUAAAGUCUUUACCUGCGACACGCCAAACAAACAACAUGUCUGCCCAGGAAGUGUUUGAGAAGAAGAUUGAAAAGGGGAUGACGUCCUGUUAUCGUCCUCGGCCAGUCACCACCGAGAAACCAACUGAUGGAAGUAUGCACUUUACCAUCAUGAAACAUCCAAAGGAAGCAUUGGAUGUGAUGAGUACUUUACGGCGUUUAACAAAACUGUGUGAUGUGACGUUACUUGUAGGCGAGGAAAAGUUCCUUGCACACAAAAUUGUACUAGCUGCAGCUAGUCCCUAUUUCCGUGCAAUGUUUACUGGUGGUAUGCGGGAGGAGGAGAUGUCCACCAUCCCACUACAUGGAAUCUCUCCAUGUACUCUAAGCGUUCUUAUAGACUUUGCUUACACAGCAGAGGUUCGUGUUAAUGAAAUGAAUGUGUGUUACUUAUUGCCUGCAGCAACCAUGUUCCAGAUGAAUCAUAUAGUUGAAGCUUGUAGUGUGUUCCUGGAGCAUCAACUUGACUGUAGUAACUGUAUUGGUAUCUCUGACUUUGCCAGUGAACAUGGCUGUCUGGAGCUGGAAACCAAAGCUAGAGAAUUUAUUUACAGAAACUUUUCAGAGGUGAUAAAAUGUGAUGAGUUUCUUAUGUUAAAUCCGUGUCAGCUUAUCAACCUGAUUAAGCAUGAUGAGCUGAACAUUAAUUGUGAGUCUGAAAUUUUCAAUGCUGUGAUACGAUGGGUGCAACAUGAUGCAGAGAAGAGGCUGUGUAAAUUAGAAGGACUGUUGUAUGCCGUCAGGUGCCAUUUUCUGUCCCCUCACUUCCUGGAAAAACAAUUAACAUCAUGUAACAUUUUAAAGAAAAUACCGCAGUGCCAGGAAUAUUUGUCAAAGAUCUUCCAGGGUUUGAAGCUUCACCAGAGUUGUCCAGAGAAACCCAGAAAACCUUGUUCUCCGUUAGUAGUGUUUACAGCCGGGGGAUACCUCAGACAAUCUCUAAGUAAUUUUGAAUGCUAUAACCCAUGUACAAAACAGUGGACUCGUUUGCCAGACCUUCCCACACCGAGGAGUGGGUUGUGUGCUUGUCUUGUGAAAGGAUCUUUUUAUGCUGUAGGGGGUAGGAACAAUUCUCCAGAUGGAAACAUGGACUCAAAUUCAAUGGAUGUGUUUGAUCCCAUUAGAAACAUGUGGUUUUCCAAGUGUCCGAUGGCAGUACCUCGGAAUCGUGUGGGAGUGGGUGUAAUUGACAACAUGAUUUACGCAGUUGGUGGAUCACAAGGACAACAGCAUCAUAGCACUGUGGAAAGGUAUGACCCAGAUCAUGAUAGAUGGACAAUGGUAGCUUCGAUGGGAUCUAAACGGAUCGGCGUAGGAGUGGCUGUCGUCAACAGGCUCAUGUAUGCUGUAGGUGGCUACGAUGGUUCAAAUCGAUUGCGGAGCAUGGAAUGUUACGACCCUGAAAAAGACGAGUGGAAAUUUGUGGCGGCUAUGAACACAACACGUAGCGGUGCUGGUAUAAUCGGAAUGGACUGCCAUGUAUAUGCUGUUGGGGGAUAUGACAGCAACUGCCAACUAAAGACAGUAGAACGCUACUGUACAAUGUCCAACAAAUGGGAAUUUGUAGCCAACAUGAGGAGUCCUCGGAGUGCUCUCAGUGUGGCCGUCCUAGGAGGAAAACUAUAUGCCCUAGGAGGAUAUGAUGGUAAUGAUUUCCUGUCAUCGGUAGAGUGUUAUGAUCCAGACAAAAAUGAAUGGACAGAAGUAACGAACAUGACAUGUGGCCGAAGUGGUCACGGUGUGGCAGUUGGUGCAGAGCCUUGUCGCAGCUGACAUCACUAAUAUUCUCUCAUCUCAUCGGACUAUUUCAAUACAGAUGAAGAACUGGUUACAAGGAUUUAGAUCUCUGCUGUGAUAAUAGUUUGGACCAGCAGUGUGACUCUGGUUCAGGGAGCAUACUCAUCUUAGUUCUUGUUCCCAUUCACAAUCAAAACUUAACCACUUCAUGGAUUGCCCAACAACAAUCAAAUUGUUUGGAAACAAAAUUAGAAUCUCCUACAAGAUAUUGUGUUACCCUAUAUGUACAGAUGAGUUACCGACCGUGUAAAUGCCUUUUGUACAUGAAAUAAUCGAUUUACAGAUUUGGAGACAUCGAUCAGAAAUUUUGUAGUUUCAAAGCUAUAAUUCCAGUAUUUAUUUGCUUUAAGUUAAACUCUAAAUUAAAAAUGUAAUUGCAUACAAUAUGAUAUACUAAUUUAAGGGUUAUUGUGUUUAAUUAUCCAUUUCUUGCCUUGUAUAGAAGCAAACAAAAUGAAAAUCGAUAUGAAAUAUGUUUACAUCAGCAUUCCUACAUAUUAUUGCUGGUAAACCCAUUUAAAGUGUCUAGGUCCUGGUUCAGCAUUCCCACAUAUUAUUGCUGGUAAACCCAUUUAAAGUGUCUAGGUCCUGGUUCAGCAUUCCUUGAUUUAGGAAAGGGUUAAUGGUAAUAAAUCUUAACUGAGUAAAGUCUAUUAUACUUUCCUAUUGAAAAAGGAAUAUUGAUGAAACUGGAAGAGUCACUGGAAUACCCAGUAGACCGAUUUAUGAAAUAUCUGGAGUUUUUUUUUUUAUGAAAAUUAAAAGUAUUGUAGAGAAAAUGAUCUAAACUUUAACAGACCAUUUGGUUUUGUGCAAAUAGUAUAAAAAUACAAAAUAAUUGAAUACUAAACUUUAAUGUUCUGUCCAGAUGAACAUUUUUUUGCUCCAAUGUUUAGCAAUUCCGCUAACCAAGCAGAAUGAAAGAAAGCUAGUUAAGCCUAGUAAAAAUAUAUACGUGAGAGAAGGAACACAUCGAGAAAUCUUGCUCAUCUCAAAUUUGUUUUGAGAAAACUAUGAACUGUUCAAUAUGAUUACAAAUGUUUGAUUACAUAAGUCUUUCAGUCUCAGUGUAAAUAUGCCAUUGAUCAAUACCUCUGUUAUUUAUUGUUUUGUCCUCAGUAUGGUUGUUGUCAUACUGAUUGUUGUUAUACUAGCUGUUGUCAUACUGGCUGUUGUCAUACUGGCUGUUGUCAUACUGACCAUUGUCAUAUUGACCGUUGUCAUACUGGCCGCUGUCACUGACCAUUGUCAUACUGGCUGUUGUCAUAUUGACCAUUGUCAUACUGACUGUUGUCAUACUGACCGUUGUCAUACUGACCAUUGUCAUACUGACCAUUGUCAUACUGGCUGUUGUCAUACUGGCCAUUGUCAUACUGACCGUUGUCAUACUGGCUGUUGUCAUGCUGACCAUUGUCAUACUGGCCGCUGUCAUACUGACCGUUGUCAUGCUGACCGUUGUCAUACUGACCAUUAUGCAUUACUCCCAUGUAAUUUCGCAUAAAUCAUAAACGUUGUGUACUAUGCAUAUUACCUGAAUUCAUAUAUACAUCUUGUUUUUGUGAAAAAAGUACAAACACUUUUUUUUCUGUUGAUAAUUCUAAAUUAUUUCUCCCAGAAAUCAUUUCAAGUUUGAUGAAAAUAAUAGUCUGAUGAAAGAAAUGAUUGUUUAAUAUGGAACUAUUAGAAGGAUAAAGAAAUCCAAUAAUGAAUGCAUACAAGGUAUCCAAUGUAUAGUAACAUGGUUUUAGUAAUAAUAAUUCUGAAUAAUGGUGUAUUACCAUUAAAUGUUUGUGUUCAGAGUGUUUUCCCUUGAAUUCUUACCUAGACUUGCACAAGCCCUUUUUCAAGUGUCCAAUGGUUUAUCAUACUAUAUUUCAUUGUGGCAUAUAUGUCAAUUAAUAAAAGUUAUAAAAUAAACUGACAUUUCUACUGCUACAGAUUAUUGAUAUCUUCAGAAUAAAUGACAUCUGUGGUGAAGGUGAAAUGAAUAUGAGAGAAAUUUGAAGUAUGUUGAUUUGGGGACAACAGUUUAUAUAAAAUUAUAACUUGAGCAAGUCUCAUGUCACAAAAUACAUGCUGUGAACAAUCAUCAUUUUUGUAAUUAUUAGUAAAAUGUCAUUCAAAUCAAAUGUAAAUUGCACAUUCCAGCUAUUCACUGUACAAUUUGCCUGUUGUGUCAACAUUAUUGAAUGUCGAAUUCCUGAUGUAAGUACAUGUAGUAAGAUUUUGAGAUACAACAGAAGAGAACUUGUCAAGAAAAUAGCUGAAUUAUCCCAUGAAUAUUGUUCUUAGUAAAAAGUUGAACUUGUCUCCAUUUUGAUAAGGUAAAUCUAUAGAUGAACAGAAAACAUUGUUGAAUUUGUACGUGCCAGUGUAUUGUGGUUUUGUAUCGGUUGUGUAUGUUGUGUGUAGAUACCUGUACCUAGUACAGGUACUAAUCAGGUGCUUAUUCCUCGUUACUGUUUGGUCCCGGUGAUUAUCAGACAACAUUGAGGACCUGGGAGUCCCACUCAGUAUUGAACUUGUGGUACAAGUGUUAUGAUUUUAUGAUUUUACUAUGUACAACUUAAUGUAAAAUUAAAAUAAUCAAAAGAUA